CAACCGCAGAUCUCCAACCGAUCACCCCCUGUUUGCUCUCUCUACAAAUAUCUCCCCUCUUGCCUUUCUCAUUCCAUCGACCCCUCUCUCUCUCUCUCUCUCGCUCAAAACAGUAAAUUAUGUUAAGUUCUCCAGAACUCCCUGAUUGUAACUAUCAAAACAAUCCUAUUCUAAUUACCCCAAACAGCCCUACACCCAAGCAUUCACUGUAUCUCUCCAACCUAGAUGAUCAAAAGUUCCUCAGAUUUUCCAUUAAGUACCUGUACCUUUUCAAGAAAUCUGUAUCCGUAGAUAGCUUGAAGUGUUCUCUCUCCAAGGUUCUAGUGGAUUACUACCCAUUAGCUGGGAGGUUGAGAGCUAGCUCGGAAAAUGAUCAGAAGCUCGAGGUUGAUUGUAAUGGGGAGGGUGCUUUGUUUGCUGAAGCUUUCAUGGAUAUUACAGCUGAAGAUUUUCUUGAACUUUCUGAGCGGCCAAACAGGUCUUGGAGGAAGCUCUUGUAUAGAGUUGAAGCCCGUAGCUUCUUGGAUGUUCCUCCGCUUGUCAUUCAGAUCACAAAUCUCAGUUGUGGGGGAAUGAUUGUGUGCACUGGGAUCAAUCACUGUCUAUGUGACGGCAUUGGCACAUCGCAAUUCCUACAUGCCUGGGCCCACCUCACCACCAAACCCACCAUCGAUUUACCAAUCAACCCCUUUCACUCUCGCCACGUGUUAAAACCCCGAAACCCUCCUCAAGUAACCUCCACUCACCCCCAAUUUUCCAAAACUACCCCUGACAAAGACAGUUCUUUCCAAGUAGACCUCAACCAAUACCUCCAAACUCAGGCACUGGUGCCUUCAUCCUUAACCUUCACCCCGUCCCAUGUCCUUCACCUGAAGAGACAAUUGGUACCCUCUGUAAAAUGCACCACCUUUGAGGUCUUAGCAGCUCACACGUGGCGAUCCUGGGUUAAUUCACUAGACUUGGAUCCCACCCUCAAUGUUAAGCUCCUUUUCUCUAUCAAUAUUCGGAAUCGAUUGAAUCCUGAGUUAGAACAGGGCUACUAUGGAAACGGGUUUGUGUUGGGAUGCGCCGAGACCAAUGUUAAGGAUUUGGUGAGCGCUAACUUGCACCAUGGUGUGAAAUUGGUGCAACAAGCCAAAUCUUGCUUGACCCACGAGUACGUGAAGUCCACCGUAGAUAUGUUGGAGGACAAAACGGUAAAAACAGACUUGUCAUUGAGCUUGGUAAUUUCUCAAUGGGCUAAGCUAGGGUUGGAGGAUUUGGAUUUUGGGGAGGGGAAGCCUUUGCACAUGGGCCCACUAACCAGUGAUAUAUAUUGCUUGUUUCUGCCAGUGACUGGUGAUUUCGAUGCUGUGAGAGUGCUAGUGUCUGUGCCAGAGAGUGUGGUUGAUAAGUUUGAGCAUUACAUGAGAGAUUUUCGAAGUAGUGGAGAUAAUAAUGGGGGUCCAAAUGGGCAUUGCAGGGAAGAAAAUGGACUGAUUUGAAUGGAUUUUGAUACUGUUAUACAGUACUUGUGAUUUUGGAGGUGGUUUCUACUAUUUAUGAAAUGAACCUUGAUAGAUUUUCAUGUUUGUAUUUGUAGUCCCCAUAGCUCCUUUUUUGCAAAGGGUAUCACAAAUUGUGAUACACACUAAAUAAUACUUCCAGCAUCCACUUUAAA
Rhododendron vialii is the source of this 1660-nucleotide messenger RNA. RefSeq names its product alcohol acyltransferase 9. The record is from RefSeq and is a predicted model, not a curated record. Gene Ontology annotation, molecular function: acyltransferase activity, transferring groups other than amino-acyl groups. The coding region runs from base 120 to 1484 and encodes 454 amino acids. Lineage: Eukaryota; Viridiplantae; Streptophyta; Magnoliopsida; Ericales; Ericaceae. The transcript has 2 exons.